Molecule: messenger RNA, 892 nt
Organism: Aedes aegypti (yellow fever mosquito)
Lineage: Eukaryota; Metazoa; Arthropoda; Insecta; Diptera; Culicidae
Product: larval cuticle protein A3A
Exons: 2
Coding region: 99-800 (233 amino acids)
Cellular component (GO): extracellular matrix
Source: RefSeq, a predicted model, not a curated record
AGUGUAAACUCAAUUUGCUAUAAAUUGACUGCGCCAAUUUUGUCCCGGCACAGUUCGAUCGGUUUCAUUGCUUAGUGAACAACUCCCAAAUACCAACCAUGGCCUUCAAGUUCGUUACCUUCCUCGCCCUGGUGGCCGUUGCCCAAGCUGGAGUCAUCUCCGGCCCAGCCCUGACCACCUAUGCUGCCGCUCCCGCUCUGUCAUAUGCUGCCCCAGUAGCAAAGACCAUCUCCUACUCUGCUCCCGCUCAAUUGGCUUAUGCCGCCCCAAUUGCCAAGACUGUCUCCUAUGCCGCCCCAGCUCCUCUGGCUUAUGCUGCUCCAGUUGCCAAGACCCUCGUCGCUGCCCCACUCGCCAAGACCGUUGUCGCCGAUGAGUACGACCCCAACCCACAGUACUCCUUCUCGUACGGAAUCUCCGAUGCUCUGACCGGUGACCAGAAGGAACAGCAGGAAUCUCGCAACGGAGAUGCCGUCCAGGGAUCUUACUCGCUGGUUGAUGCUGAUGGUUUCAAGCGUACCGUUGAAUACACCGCCGACCCAAUCCACGGAUUCAACGCCGUCGUGCACCGUGAGCCUCUGGCCGUCAAGACCGUUGCCCCAGUUGCCAAGGUCGUUUCCGCUCCAGUUGCUUAUGCUGCCCCAGUUGCCAAGACCAUCUCCUACGCUGCCCCAGCUGUGACCAAGACCAUCGUCUCUCAGCCAGCUUAUGCCAGCUAUGCCGCUCCUUUGGCCACCAAGACCAUCGUGUCGCAGCCAGCUUACACCAGCUACGCUGCCCCAGCCCUGUACCACCACUAAGCAAUACUUCCGAGACUGUUAUCGACUGUUGAGACUGUGUUCAAUUAUUUAUUAGGAAACUGAAGCAAACAAUGAACAAAACAUGAAACGAA